Molecule: messenger RNA, 2051 nt
Organism: Penaeus monodon (black tiger shrimp)
Lineage: Eukaryota; Metazoa; Arthropoda; Malacostraca; Decapoda; Penaeidae
Product: SCY1-like protein 2
Biological process (GO): protein phosphorylation
Molecular function (GO): protein kinase activity; ATP binding
Source: RefSeq, a predicted model, not a curated record
CCGAUUCCGCCGCCAGGUGUGCGACGAUCAGCUGGUCGGGACGUAAACAUCGACUCCUCCAACAGUCAGAGCAAAGGCAGUGAACACCACCCUUGCGCUACAAUUACUAGUGUCCACCUCAUACAUGUCACAGGGAAAGCAAAAUGGACCGGAAAGUGAUGGAGUCCAUGCUGAACAAGCUCCGCUCUACAGUCAGCAGCGCGGCCAACAGCGCAGUUUCAAAUGCUGUACAGAUUGCUUCACAGGUGUCCAAUUAUCUUCCUGGAAACCCUGUGACGAGAGAGUUUGAAGCCACUCAGCACAUUGCCUCUGCUGGACCUGGCUUGGUUUGGAAGAUAUACAAGGGUUACAAGAAGUCCACAAAGCAGGAUGCUGCCAUAUUUCUGUUUGAGAAGCGUCAGUUGGACAAGUGGGAUAAACAGGAGAGGGAGGCCAUGCUGGAUAAGCUGAGAAAAGGCGUCUCUCAGUUAACGAGGCUGAGACAUCCCCAAGUCUUAACAGUCCAGCAUCCUCUUGAAGAAUCAAGGGAAACAUUAGCUUUUGCAACAGAGCCUGUGUUUGCAUCGCUGGCCAAUGUCCUUGGUCAGACUGAGAAUAUGCCUGUUCCCACACCACAAAUAUUCAAGGAUUACAAGCUGUAUGAUGUUGAAAUCAAAUAUGGUCUUGUGCAGGUCAGUGAAGGUCUGGCAUUUCUUCACAAUUCAGUCAAAACUGUCCAUCGUAACAUCUGCCCUGAAAACAUUGUGUUGAAUCAUCAAGGUGCUUGGAAGCUCUUUGGAUUUGACUUCUGUGUGGCUAAUCAGGCUACUGCAGACCAGCCUCCCUUCUGGCCCUUCGAGGAGUAUGACUCACGGCGGCACCCCAACUGCCAGCCCCACCUGGACUAUCUGGCCCCUGAGUAUGCCCUCACACACACCCUUGACACGGCUGCUGACCUCUUCCCCCUUGGUGUCUUAACCUAUGCUCUCUUCAAUGAAGGUCGUCCAAUUUUCCACAACAACCAGGACUUCGGUACCUUCAAGAGGAACUGUUGUGAAUAUAAAAAUCCGAACAGCCUAAAGCUACAGUCAGUACCAGAUGGUAUAAGAGACCAAGUACGCCUCUUACUCCAUGCCACCCCACAACUUCGACCAGAUGCAUUGCAGUUAUCAAAGGUGCCAUACUUUGAUGAUGUUGGUGUGAAGACACUGAGUUACCUGGAUCAGAUGUUUCAGUGGGAUAACAUGCAGAAGUCACAGUUUUACAAGAGUUUGCCGCAAAUCAUACCCCAGCUGCCCCACAGAGUGUGUGUGCUAAGAAUUGUACCAAGCUUGGUGAAGGAAUGUAUUAACUCAACCAUGGUACCAUUUGUACUUCCUGUUAUCCUAUUGGUUGCUGAACGAGCCACAAAAGAGGAGUUUGUGGAACACAUUUUACCACAUUUGAAGCCUAUAAUGAAGCUCACAGAGCCUGUCCAGGUCAUGUUACAACUAAUGCAAAAGAUGGAACUGCUCCUGGGAAAAACUCCUGCAGAGGAUGUUAGAAGCGAUGCCCUGCCACUCCUGUACCGUGCUCUGGAGUGUGAUACUCAACAGAUUCAGGAACUGUGCUUGAGUGUUAUUCCUACCUGUGCACAUCUGGUGGAAAACCAUGCCAUGAAGAAUGCUCUCCUGCCUAGAAUCAAGAAGCUUUGUCUCGGAACAGGCUAUCUGUCGGUUCGUGUAAACUGCCUUGUAUGUGUGGGCAAGAUCCUGGAGCACCUCGACAGAUGGUUGGUCAUGGAUGAUAUCUUCCCAUUCUUGGAGCAAAUACCAUCAAGAGAAGCACCAGUGGUUAUGGCCAUUGUGGGAAUUUUCAAAGUAGCCCUAAACCACAAGAAGCUUGGCAUAUCCAAGGAAAUCCUCGCAACCAGAGUCCUGCCUUUCCUCUUCCCCUUAAGCAUUGAGAACUCACUCACCCCAACCCAACAUUCUGCGAUCAUGGUCCUCAUUAAGGAUAUGACAGAAAGAGUGGAGUCUGAACACAGAACUAAAUUAGAACAGCUAAACUCCAUAAAGGAUGAGCAAAAGUAA